GGUGGUCUUCCAGGAUCCUCUACCAUUCGGUUUCUUCUUCCAAGCCAACCACCACCCUUUUCCAUCAAGACCCAAUUCGCGUCGCAAUAGAGAACGCGACGAACGACGAGAUGUCCACGAUAACCCCCAACGCUCUCCAGAGCUCGGUGCCACCCACCAUCCCCCUGCCCUUCAACGCCAACCAGCCCGAGACGAUCCGCCUCUACCCGCUAUCAAACUACACAUUCGGCGUCAAGGAGACGCAACCGGAGGAGGACCCGAGCGUGUUGGCGCGCCUGAAGCGGCUCGAGGAGCACUACAACGCGCACGGCAUGCGGCGCACGUGCGAGGGCAUCCUGGUGUGCCACGAGCACAACCACCCGCACAUCCUGAUGCUGCAGAUCGCCAACGCCUUCUUCAAGCUACCGGGCGACUAUCUCAGGCCGGAGGACGACGAGAUCGAGGGGUUCAAGCAGCGGCUGGACGAGCGGCUGGCGCCCGUGGGCAGCCUCGGCGAGGGCGAGAAGGCGGGCGACUGGCAGGUGGGCGACUGCCUCGCGCAGUGGUGGAGGCCCAACUUUGAGACGUUCAUGUACCCCUUUGUGCCGGCCCAUGUGACGAGACCGAAGGAAUGCAAGAAGCUUUACUUUAUUCAGUUACCCAAGUCAAAGGUCCUCAGCGUGCCAAAGAACAUGAAGCUUCUGGCCGUCCCCCUUUUCGAGCUUUACGACAACACCGCGAGAUACGGCCCGCAGCUUUCCGCCAUCCCCCAUCUCCUGAGCCGCUACAACUUUGAGUUCGUCGACGAGAACGGCGAGGUGGUGGCUGUUACCCCCGGCGACGGACCGGCAGACGGCUACGUGCCCAAGACAAAGAUCCUUGCGAAUGGCGAUGAUGUGGACAUGAAGACGGAAGAAGGCAACGGUCCUUAGCAGAAGAAAGGCAGUCUGCUGUUCUCUCUGAAACGCAUACAUGAGGCGAGGCAAAUCACGAAGAUCAAGACGGAAAGAGACGAGGAACCUUGACUGUCACGGCAUCGCUCAACGUACAAGUCACUUGGUUCGCGUCCGUACGAGGAGCAUGAAGAUUAAGGAUACGAGUGUUUAGACUACAGGAGGAGCAGCGAUGUCUGCACAAACGGGAGCGUUUCCGUUCCUCCAUUGUUCAGAUUAUAUGCAGCAGGAAGGAGGAAAGGUCAAAGAUGACUAGAGAUGGCGAAGUGAGGAGGUUAGGCAAGACAGUGAUUGACUGGGUUGGGAUAAAGCAUGACAGAC
Neurospora tetraspora is the source of this 1253-nucleotide messenger RNA. RefSeq names its product nucleotide hydrolase-domain-containing protein. The record is from RefSeq and is a predicted model, not a curated record. Gene Ontology annotation, cellular component: mRNA cleavage factor complex. The transcript has 2 exons. Gene Ontology annotation, molecular function: mRNA 3'-UTR AU-rich region binding. NCBI's taxonomy places the organism in Eukaryota, Fungi, Ascomycota, Sordariomycetes, Sordariales, Sordariaceae. Bases 111 to 911 code for a protein of 266 amino acids.